Pieris macdunnoughi is the source of this 729-nucleotide messenger RNA. The record is from the annotation of a GenBank genome assembly. NCBI's taxonomy places the organism in Eukaryota, Metazoa, Arthropoda, Insecta, Lepidoptera, Pieridae.
AUGACAACAAACCUAUGGGUAGAGCAGUCUUGGUAUGACUACAAACUACGUUGGGAGCCCCGGGAGUAUGGCGGAGUCCACAUGCUGCAUGUACCUUCAGAUCACAUCUGGAGACCAGACAUCGUCCUAUAUAACAAUGCCGACGGCAACUUCGAGGUAACGCUGGCAACGAAGGCGACCAUCUACCACAUGGGGCUAGUGGAAUGGAAGCCACCAGCCAUUUACAAGUCUUCCUGCGAAAUCGACGUCGAAUAUUUUCCGUUCGACGAGCAAACGUGCGUCCUAAAGUUCGGUAGCUGGACGUACGACGGAUUCAAGGUAAUUGCGAGAAGCAACCGCGCGCUCAUGGCUCUGUUUGUCCGCAGCGCCGAUGGCAACUACGAGGUGACCCUGAUGACGAAGGCUAUCGUCUACUACACCGGCAUGGUCGUGUGGCAGCCGCCAGCCGUCUAUAAAUCCUCCUGCUCGAUCGACGUCGAGUUCUUUCCUUACGACGUGCAAACCUGUGUGCUUAAGUUAGGCAGCUGGACGUAUGACGGCUUCAAGGUGACGCCCCGCUGUACGCCGCUUCCCGCGUGGGCCAUAGCCGUAGGGCCCCGCAGGCCGAUGUCAGUAGCUAACCGCUCGAACGUAAUCGUCGUAUUGUCCUUGUUAUUGGCGACGGCGCUCGGGCGACCAGCGUGCUCACACGCUCCUCGCCCGGCCCAGCUCUGUGUUCAAUUGAGUUGA